Messenger RNA from Cuscuta epithymum, 2057 nucleotides. Lineage: Eukaryota; Viridiplantae; Streptophyta; Magnoliopsida; Solanales; Convolvulaceae. The record is from the annotation of a GenBank genome assembly.
AAAUUGAUGGGUGAGAGAGACGCUCGCAUUUAUUUAUAUUUCUUCAAUAAGUAAGAUGUAUUCUCGUGAUAGUCGCCGUUUAAAAUAAUGAUUACUGAAAUUUUAGUUUAAUGGAUUGGGAUUUGGGUAUACAUACAUGGAUGGAACUUGGAAGUCUGAACGAAUAAGUGAAUCCAUCGUCAUCAUCAUCCAACUUUAGGUGAUAUAUAUCGUGACAGAGACGCUCGCCGGCCAGACGCGGCGCUAAUCUCCCCUUGAAACGUGGCGCUUCCGACACCCGUCGGCAACUCUUUCAUCUUCCACCCACCUAGACAAGCCCAUCCCACCAUCCAUCCUUAUCUCCCUCUCUUUCUGAUUACCAUACCCACUGAGCCGUCUCUGCUGGUGGCAUCCGGUCCGUAAAAUACGCGGCUAUCCGGACACCAAAAAUUGGAGCUGCAGGCCUGCAUAGAUUCUCUCUGUCCGGUUCCUGCUCCAUUCGCUCGAUUUGAGUUGAGAGUUGGUAAUGUAAUCCUGUGAAUAUCAUUUGUACAUAUGAAGGACAUAAGAUCAUGGAGGUCAAUAAUGAAGAAAAGAAGUGACUCAUUUGAAGGGGGAACAUGUGGACUGAAGAUGAAACCGCUUCCAUUUAUGGCAAUAGUUUGUACAGUAAUGCUGUUUAUUGGAUAUAGGACCACUAAUUUUCAAUAUCAGCGGACAGAGAUGGAAUCCAAAUUUGAUCCUUUCUACACCUCAAAGGAUUAUGGUGGUUCUGGCAGUAGAUUGAGUAGUUUGCCUCGUGGUAUCAUAGAAGCUAGAUCUGAUCUUGAGUUGAAGCCUCUGUGGUCAACAAGUAGCUCCAAGUCCAAGGAUAACGUUCCAGGUUCGCAUAACCUGUUGGCAAUACCAGUUGGCAUCAAGCAGAAAGAUAAUGUGGAUGAAAUUGUUCAAAAGUUUCUUUCAGAGAAUUUCACAAUUAUUUUGUUCCAUUAUGAUGGCAAUUUGGAUGGAUGGUGGGACCUAGAUUGGAGUAAGGAGGCCAUUCAUAUAGUUGCCCAGAAUCAAACAAAAUGGUGGUUUGCGAAGCGUUUUCUACAUCCUGCUGUUGUAUCUAUUUAUGAUUACAUAUUCCUAUGGGAUGAAGAUUUGGGUGUAGAGAACUUCCACCCUGGAAGAUAUAUCGAAGUUGUAAAGGCAGGAGGAUUGGAGAUAUCUCAGCCAGCUUUGGACCCCAAUUCAACUGGCAUUCACCACCGGAUAACAAUAAGAAGAAGAACCCGCAAAUUUCACAGAAGAGUAUAUGAGGAUAGAGGCAGUACAAAGUGUUCCGAAGAAAGUGAAGGCCCUCCUUGCAGUGGAUUUGUGGAAGGAAUGGCUCCCGUCUUUUCAAAAUCUGCAUGGCAUUGUGCUUGGCAUCUUAUACAGAAUGAUCUUGUUCAUGGAUGGGGAAUGGACAUGAAGCUUGGCUAUUGUGCACAGGGGGACCGGACAAAAAAAGUUGGCGUUGUUGAUAGUGAAUAUGUAGUCCAUCAGAGCAUCCAAACGUUGGGUGGGCAAUCUUUUAAAAAGGAUUCAAAUCCCCAAGAGCUGCUGAAAAGGCAUGUUGUUGAUGUUAGAUCGGAGAUAAGGCGUCAAUCCACAAAUGAACUACAAGAAUUUAAAGAGCGUUGGGAAGAAGCUGUAAGGGAGGACAAGAGCUGGGUGGAUCCGUAUAAAGAAGGUAGUCAAAUCCAGAAACGUAAGAUCAGGAAAAGGAGGAACCAUAGGCGAAAUAUAAAUCUAUAGACUAACUAUAAUCGUCAGCAGUUUUGUUUUUUAUUGUCGUUCUAGUUUGUUCAACCUCAAUUCAGUUUACCUUGAAGCGUCCACCUGUAAUUUGUAGUGUGUAGGUUGAUCAACUGAACGACACAAUUUGUUUAUUGUUUGACUGUUGGUUUUGCCUGUCAUGGUGUUAUAAUCCCCUUUUGCUCUAAAUUUAUUCAAUGAACCAGUCUGGCUUUUCAAUCGGUGAAUUUAGAUAACCAAUGAACCUUUUUUAAAAUCAACCAAAGACAAUACAGGCCAAUGAGAUAUUUCAA